Anneissia japonica is the source of this 3985-nucleotide messenger RNA. RefSeq names its product diphosphoinositol polyphosphate phosphohydrolase 1-like. Gene Ontology annotation, biological process: diphosphoinositol polyphosphate metabolic process; adenosine 5'-(hexahydrogen pentaphosphate) catabolic process; diadenosine hexaphosphate catabolic process. Lineage: Eukaryota; Metazoa; Echinodermata; Crinoidea; Comatulida; Comatulidae. The transcript has 4 exons. The record is from RefSeq and is a predicted model, not a curated record. Gene Ontology annotation, cellular component: cytoplasm; nucleus. Gene Ontology annotation, molecular function: endopolyphosphatase activity; bis(5'-adenosyl)-pentaphosphatase activity; diphosphoinositol-polyphosphate diphosphatase activity. Bases 170 to 649 code for a protein of 159 amino acids.
CCAUGCACGAUGGAUCCAGCAAAAUGGUUGUUUGCAUGGUUUGAUGGUUGAUUAACAACAGACUCGCUCGUGUGAAGGAUCAGUAUUCAGGAUUUGGCAAGACAGGCUAGGCUAGGCCUACUUGACAAUAAAAUCUUGUUGAUAGCAGAGGUAGGAUGUCUUGGAAUUGAUGGCGAGAGAAAGUAGGAAGAAAGAAAGGAAUAUGAAAACAAAAACAAACUCAGAAAGGACGUACUAUGACGACGGUUUUCGAAAACGCUCUGCAUGCCUUUGCUUUCGCUCACCGUCUCGUGAGGAGGUUCUUCUAGUAUCAUCAUCAGGUUCCCCAGGAAACUGGGUUGUACCGGGUGGAGGUCAGGAACCUGAAGAAACUCCAGGGGAUGCUGCUAUUCGAGAACUGAAGGAAGAGGCUGGCGUUAUUGGUUGUGUAGGGAAACAUGUUGGAGACUUUGAGUAUGAAGAAGGGGGAAAGAAAAAGAGGACUUCAGUGUUCUGUUUGAUGUUUGAGAAGGAGCUAGAUGAGUGGUUAGAUCAAACAGAAUCUGGACGAAGACGGAAGUGGUUUAACAUAAAGGACGCCCUCAGUGAACUAAAGAAAUAUAAACCUCGUCAAUGUAUGUACCUCGAGAAAUCGCUAAAAUCCAGGUGACUGUGAGAAAGUGACUCACAAGUAAUCUAUCAUAGGGCCUAAAGGACAAAAUAGCUGAGUCAUAUAUUGACAGGUUUUAGGCACAAGUAUACCAAGUGCUUCCAAUUUUAGAAAGGGCACUUUGUCUCCUCAGAUACCACACUGUUUUAUGCAGUGCUGGACAUUUUUGCCAACUCACUAUAUAGGGAAGGCUAUUAGUAUACCUUGAUAUAUACAGGUGCAUAGAUUUGAAGUUCUUAAACAUGUGGCUUUUGUAUUUUCUUGACUUUGAAUUUUUAUUUGGUUUUUAGUCUAUUUUAUUAAUUCCUACCUGGAUGAUCCAACUUUUUGCCAAGCGUCUCUCAGAAUAACCCCUUGAAUAGUGAUGAAACUAUCAGCAUAUUUUCUUUUGUCUUUGCAGUGAAUGUUGUAGUGGGAAAAGGAUUUAGAGAAAGGCUAUUUAAAAGCUAUUUUUUGGAAAGAAGCUAAAUGUGCAUUGUUUGUAUAUUGGUCACAUGGCCAUAUCUCAUGAGUUCGUGUGCUUCACAUGUUUGUGUGCUGCACAGCUUAUCAAAUACAUUUUACAUGAUUUUGUGUGCUUUUACAUUAGUGUGUGCUGCACUGCCUGUGUGCUUGGCGCAUGACCAUAUCAAAUGUGUUUGUGUGCUUCACAUGAGUAUGUGUUGCACAUAUAGGAUUUUUAUUGCAAUAUUUUAGUACAGUGUAUGUGGAACAUGGGCACUCUCAUUCUUAAACAUGUGCAUUUUCACGACAUGUGUUUUGCACUGUUGUGUACACUUGUCGAAUAGCCAGAUAUGAUGCAAUGCUUGUGUAUUCUGUAUUAUUUUAUAUGGACAUGAGUUGGACAUGGACAUGUUUGUUUUGAUAUUGUAAACAUAUGGUAUUCCUGCACAUGUGAUAUAUGUACACAUGUUGUGUAGAUUUGGCCAUGUGAUUAAUACACAUGUUGUCUACUACCCAUAACAUUGGUACAGGAGCCAUACAUAUACUGCACUGCUGUACACAAUCCAUGCUGAUUUAAUAUCAACAUAAAUAAGGUAUGCAUUAGAGAUAAAUAAAUCGUUUCAGUUUCACUAAAAUAGUACAGUAUUUAAAUUCUAUAUAUUCUAUGAUAGUUGUUAAAAAACAAUAAAUAUGUAUUAUUUUGUGCUUUUAAGUAGCAAUACAGUUUGUAUGUAACUAUAUGUAUUGUAACUAAAUCCUACCUUUUGCUUUCUUUUCUUCUCGCAAGAUGUUUUGUUGAAAUUCCGUUGGGAAACCUUCAAGUCCAUGCUGUUGAACAAUCAUUUAGUUUAGGAAAUUAUAUUAUUUUGUGAUAGUAAAACUUUGAUUUGAGGAAGAGAUAAUUAGUGAAGAGAAAAAGAAAUGAAAAUUCAUCUCAUGGAAGAUACAUUCUCAGUUUAAGACUGAAAGGAAUAUACAUACCCUAGGAUAAAGAUACCCCACUCUUAAUGGAGGUACCCCAAACCAUAAAUAGAAAAGUAUAUUCAAGGAAGUCAGAAAAAAGGGUUGUGUUUUUUUUAGGAAUUUAGAUAGUUAAUAUUUUUUCAUCACUCUGGUUUUUUAUUAUAGUGGCCAAGAACCCUAUGUAGCACAGACCUGGGGCACUUACCCUACUGUUUUGUAAUAUCAAGUUUUGGAUGAAGCAUUCCAUGUUGUAUGGUUUGUAAACAAAAUAUGAUAGUAGUGUAGAGGAAUUUAACUUUUCAACUGGUGAAAUGAAAAUAUUAUCGAGUAACCGAUGUAUUUGUAAAACACCACCACCAAAUGAGUCUUGUUACACCAAAGACAAAAAUUGGAAAUUGCUAGUACGUACCCAGGGGAGGAUCCAGUAUUAACACUAAAAUUCUAAUAUUCAAUGCAUAUCAGUGUUAUAUGUCACUCACUUUUCUAUUCUGAAACUGUUGUAAAAAUCUUUUACUACAACUUAUUUCAAUAUUAUUCUGUAGUAUAAAUGGUUUUAAUGCCUAAAUUUAAUCUAUAAAUGGAGAUGUAUGACCUUUAGAAAGCAAGAACUCCACAAGGCAAAAUGGCAUACAUUUCCAGGUUACUAGAGUAUAUAAUUUGAAAGCAUUAAUAUCAUAUUUUAACAGAAAAAAUGACAAAGUCGAUGUCACAAUAAUACACCUACUCAUGCUAUAUGGAACCUUGGUGAAACUAAAAUUGAUUAAACUAGUAUUUUCAUCAAAAUUUAGGUGCCGACUUUUUGUGUUUUUUCCAACACAAUGUACAACAUACCUCAUUUCGUGGUGGAGUGCCAAAUCUAUCUACUGUAUAUAUUGUAGAUAAAAUUCAGAAAUGGGUAGACAUUUUAUAGAAAAGAUGAACAUGUCAAUGCUACCUUUAGACACACCAUCUCUAUUGGUAGUAGUUAUGUACUGCAGUGAAUGGUGCUUAUAUACUUUUGUAGUGUUGAAUAUCUGUUUAUACUGCAUACACAAUAAUGACAAAUUUUUUUUGGCUUGUCAUUUUUCUAACUUUUUCUAUCAAGAGGUUUGUAACCAAAAUCAAUUAAUUCACAAAUAAUAAUGAAAUAAUGAUGCAAAUGAGUGAAUAUUUUAUGAAUAUUAAACAUGAAGGUGGUUUGUUUAUCACUACGAAAUAAAUUAUAUUAUAGGCUGCAGAAGCUCUUGUACUGAUUUCCACAUGUGCAUUUGCUCAAAGGAGUUGGCAUCAAUGUUGGUGGGGAGAAUAGGGAGAGUUCCACCCCCUCGAGGAGAAAAAAUUAGUUUGGGAAAAAAAUAAAUAGAUUAAAUAGUUUUUUCAUAGGAUUUGUGUUUUUCUUCCGAGAGAUUCUGAGUGCAGUGAUGCCACAGCCAUAACCACGUACAUUCUUGUUGGAAACAUGGCCCCAAACCUUGUCCGUCACAUCGGACCCCCCACAGCAUUUGUUAUGUCAUAUCAGUUGUGGUUAAUCGUUACUAAAGUACACUAUUGGUGUUAAUUUAUACAGCAUUUGUAAGUCAUUUUAUUCUAGUGAAUUAAGAAAUGAGAGUUAAAUGAGAGUUAAAUGAGAGAAUGUACAGGGGAAAUAGUGAAUGACUGUACCUACUGUAUGAUGAUUGGUAGGGGUCCCCAAGUUAGAAGAACCCACUUCCGAGACGUUUUGCUCAAUAAUCUUUCUAACACAUUUAUAUUUCGCUACAUCAUGGAGACAAUUGAUAUUACAGUAGUGAAAACAUGCAAAUAUGAAUUCUUGCUUGUAUUACUAUGGGAGACUAGGGACCCCUAUAUAUGUGCUGUGUAUUGUGUGACAAAUUUGUCAUUAAUCAACGUUUGUAGAGUAAUUAUGUUAUUAUUAUGGAUGAAAUAAAGUAUUUCUAAAGGUUAUCCAGA